GGUUAAGUGUUUACUGGAUGUAACUCAAAAUAAGCUUUUGAAUUUAGACCCAAUAGCCUGUCUUUUAGAAAGGCAUCCUAAAAUAUCUCCAGACAACCUAAAUAAAGCUGAAAAUCUGAUUGACUGCUUGGCUACGGAGGUGAUGAAGCGUAUAACCUCUUCUCACCAAGCUAUAGUUUACAACGUCCCAGAUUCUCUGCCCCUGAAAACUGUAAGACACAAAAUCCUGAUUUGUUGCGGCAUGGCUAGUGUUCCAUGUGAAUGCAAACGACUUCGUAAAAAGUCUAACCAGGCUAAUUGCCCAAUCAUUUUUAAAUUCAGUAAUUCCCUUGAUGCUAGUAAGUUUACUAAAUGUCAGGAUCACUUAAGACUGAAUAGCAGUUAUAAGUCUAUAACCGUAGCUCAGGAUAAAACACCGUGUCAGCGCAGAAUAAUGCGUAGUAAUAACCUGGUCACCUCCUCUAGCUUAGAUUUACCAAAUAAGGAUCGUGCACAGCAACAGACACCUAGUGCUGAAACUAGCAUUCAGCAAACUACACAACAACCACACCUGCCAAUGGAACUAGGAACUGAUUUAGAUACCAGUACCCCUGUAAAUAAAGCCUCAUCGAAAGAUGUUAAAAUGACUAGAACUUCUGCAAGUUGUUCUAAGAAAUUUCCCCCCAAACGUAGUAACCUCACCACGAUGAACAAAUUUCGCAGGGUUGAGACUAAUGAUGGGGAAGAAUACUUUGUAUUCAAUAAGCCUGCUGAGAGUAAGAAUGCCAACAAACCAUCACUUGUUACGAAAAACUCCUCUCGAAACAUAAGUACAUCUGGAGGUGUUCCGCAUGCUCCACCUUAUAGAAAGUCAGGCUCCAAGACUCCUAAAGUCUUGCAGCCAAAGCACCUUCCUUCACAAUUCCCUUUAAGUUAUAAAAACAACCCGAAGGUGUAUACCGGUAUGACGAAUAGCAGUUGGAUGGGUAGACCUUCUGAUGCUAUGCCUUUUAACCGUCAACCUAGGCCCAACCUGUACUACCCUUAUAUCCAGGAACACAUGGUAAAUUUUCCAGGUGUCCCGAAUCACUGGUACGACCCAUGGCACCUAGGACCACCUCAUUGCACUCCAACCCGAUGUACAGACACCCAGUCCGACCUCCUUUUCAUUCAUAAAUUCUUGCGGUGCUGACGCACAAAUAGAUUUAGGUUAUGGUGACAUUUUAAGCCAGUUUGUAGUAUCCCGUGACUUAUUCACGAUAUUGCUAAUUAAUGCACGUUCCUUAAUCAAUAAGAUAUCUGAACUAAGGACAUUAUUAUUAGUCGCCAAGCCUACUGUAGCUCUGAUUACUGAAUCAUGGUGCUCAUCCUCUGUACUUGAUGUGCAUAUAGGUAUCGAUGAUUACACUGUACACCGUGCAAACAGAGAUUGCAAGCGUGGUGGAGGAUGUCUCAUAUAUAUACAUAGCUCAUUUGUAGUCAGUAAGGUGGAAGAUGAAACAAUGAAUAAUGUACCUGACUCACUCUGGGUUGUCUUACAUGGAGAUAAGUACAAACUUCUCAUAGGCUGUGUUUAUCGAGCACCAAGCUCAACAAAAGAAAC
Trichobilharzia regenti is the source of this 1582-nucleotide messenger RNA. Lineage: Eukaryota; Metazoa; Platyhelminthes; Trematoda; Strigeidida; Schistosomatidae. The record is from the annotation of a GenBank genome assembly.